Molecule: messenger RNA, 1443 nt
Organism: Helianthus annuus (common sunflower)
Lineage: Eukaryota; Viridiplantae; Streptophyta; Magnoliopsida; Asterales; Asteraceae
Product: replication protein A 70 kDa DNA-binding subunit A-like
Exons: 13
Coding region: 1-1443 (480 amino acids)
Source: RefSeq, a predicted model, not a curated record
AUGAAUAUGAUGUCACCAAUUAUUAACGUGUCGGGUGACCGCAGAAGCAUUUCAAUAUCAGUUGACAGUAACAAUCUUAGUUUUGUUAACGAUUUGAAUCCUGGGAAAGAUAUGUGGAACAUGAAAGCGAGAAUUAUUCGAAAAUGGAAUCAGGGUUACAAGAUGGAUCUUAUCUUCAUUAAUGAAAAGGGUGCUAAGAUUCAAGCAGGUAUUAAGAGUUAUCUGAUACCUGUUUUUGAUGGACAGCUUCAAGAAGAUGUUGUUGUGAUUCUGUCGAAAUUUGGUGUUGGUGAGAAUAAAGAUUUAUAUAAAGUAGUAGUGCAGCCUUAUAAAAUUAACUUUUAUAGAUGUACAACUGUUACUCAUGCGAGAGAUUGGCAAGGUGUUGAGUAUGGUUUCAACUUCAGAGCUUAUGAAGAUAUUCUUCAAGGAGAGGCGUUAAACGCUUUGAGUGUUGGUAGUAUGUUGCUGGAUUUGUGGUUUGUUGUGGAGAUCUUGAAAUCUUUGAUUGACCUCCAAAGGAUACUAAGAAGAUCAAUUUCGAUAUUGAAGACUUGGAGUAAGUUGUUGUUUACAUGUGCAGUCAUGGGUAAGGUUUUGCGGUGUAUUGUGUGGAAUGAUUAUGCUCUGCAGAUUAAGAACUUCAUUUCUAAAAUCCCACCUCAUGAGCAUGUGAUGGCUGUUAUACAGCACGGAAAGUGUAAGGAAUGGAAAUGUGAAUAUACUGUUCAAAGUGAUAAGUUUGCAACACGGAUUUUUCUGAAUGAAGAAAUUGAUGAAGUUAAUGAGCUAAGGAGGAGUCUUAUACUAAAGUUUGGACAAGGGAGUGGUUCUACUUCUCAAACAAUACUAUCGUCUCAGAGUGUUUUUCCAUUGCAUAAAGAAUUUGUAACUGAUGGUGUGAAGAAACAUGUUGAUGAGAUUAGUGAGAUAGAAAAGGAAAUGUCUUGUGUUGUGGUUGCGACAAUUAAGAUUGUGCAAAAGAGUAUGGUUGGUUUUAUGUUUCCUGUUAAUGUUGAAAAUGUUUCAGAUGAUAUUGUUCGAUUGCCUGCAACUUCUUUGGUUUGUCCCAAAUGUCAUAGUGAAUGUACAUCGAUCACCACAAAGUUCAAGGUGCAAGUCCGGGUGCAGGAUGAGAGUGGUAGUGUUUCUUUUGUUAUAGUUCAAUCUCGUGUUUAUACUGUGCAAAAAACAUGUGAUGAUCCAGUAAUAACUGUUGAGUUGGUUGGUGGAGAUGGUAAUGGUGAUGAAAAUACUGAUGAGGUUACUCAAGAGGAUGCUGUCUCUGUUACGGCCAACUCUUCAGCCGUUGAAGUUGAAAAGGAUUCUGGAUCAAGUCCCAAUGGAAAGCGGAUGGCUCAAGAUGCUGAUGUUGUCAACGUUGGUGAGCUAUCCACUAAUGUGAGAAGAACCCGGAAGAAGCUGACUAAGGUUAACAAUUAG